AUGCCGGGAAUACACCCUGAUAUUAUCUCUCAUAAACUGUCAAUAUUUCGUGAUGCUCGACCGGUCGCACAAAAGAAAAGAAGAUUAGGCUCAGAGAAGAGACAGGCGGUAGAUGAAGAGGUACAGAAGUUGUUAGAUGCAGGAUUCAUCCGUGAAGUGAAAUAUACUACCUGGUUGGCUAAUGUAGUUCUGGUCAAGAAAUCUAAUGAUACCGAUGCACUCUCCCGACAGAGAAAAAACCGCUUUCAUUACCGAACGAGGUUGCCGUUCGGUCUGAAGAAUGCUGGAGCUACCUAUCAGAGGCUUAUGGAUAAAGUGUUUGAGAAUCAGAUAGGACGCUGUAUGGAGGUAUACGUCGAUGAUAUGGUUAGACGUAGCCAUUCUUUGGAAGACCACGUCAAAGAUCUAGAGGAGGUACUGGGACAAGUUAGAAAAUACGGGAUGAGGUUAAAUCCCGCAAAAUGCACGUUCGGGGUUAACGCGGGAAGAUUUUUGUGGUUCAUGCUGACUGAUAGAGGAAUAGAAGCGAAUCCCGAUAAAUGCAAGGCCAUUCUGGAAAUGCGAAACCCGAACAGUUUAAAAGAAAUACAGCGUCUAGUCGGUCGGUUGACAUCCUUAUCACGAUUCAUCCCAAAACUAGCCGAGAAGAUUAAACCCAUUUUGAAACUCAUGAGAAAAAACACCCCCGAAGGAUGGAAUGAUGAGUGUGAAGAAGCAUUCAAGGGAGUUAAGGAAAUCCUAAAUGUCCAACCUGUCAUGGGAAGACCUGAUCCCGGUCAUGCGUUGCAUAUCUUCCUAGCAGUAACUGAUACUGCCAUUAAUGCAGCUCUGAUCCAAGAAGAGCCUCAGUUCAAGUUAGUCUACUUUGUUAGUCGAAGCCUGAAAGAAACGGAAGUUCGGUAUCAAAAGUUGGAGAAGGUAGCCUUAUCUCUUUUAUAUGUCGCCCGUCGUCUUCGGCCUUAUUUCCAAGGAUAUCAAGUGAUAGUCCGAACAGACUACCCAAUAGCUAAAAUCUUACGCAAACCAGAUUUAGCAGGAAGGAUGAUAGGGUGGUCCGUUGAGCUGUCCGAGUUUGGGUUACAGUAUGAACCCAGAGGUUUGGUAAAGGGACAACACUUAGCCGAAUUUGUAGUGGAGCUACCAUAUACAAUACUUACGCAUGCCUGGAAACUUUAUGUAGACGGAUCAACAUGCAAAGCUGGAGGAGGAGCGAGAAUUGUGUUAGUAGGACCGAACGAUAUGAUUGUUGAACAAUCUAUCAUCUUUAAAUUCAAGGCAAGCAACAAUCAGGCUGAAUAUGAGGCAUUGAUUGCGGGAAUGGAACUCGCCCGGGAUGUCGGCGCAGACAAUUUGGCAUGCUAUACCGAUUCACAGGUAGUAGAGGGGCACAUGAACGGUAGUUACCAGGUAAAAGACGAUUAUUUACUGCGGUAUUUUCAUAAAGCGAAGCAGUUACAAACACGUUUUGGUGAAUUUACAAUCACCCAUGUACCACGAGAGCAAAACACUCGUGCCGAUCGGUUAUCAAAGUUGGCUAAUGGAAAAGAAAAAGGGGUCUUAAAUUCAGUCAUCCGACAGGUAUUAUCCAAACCGAUCGUAGGCUGCUAUGCCAUUUCUUCCCCCACUAGUUCGAACAAACAGAUUUGUUGGAAAGAUGAAAUUAUCCGACUUAUACGACGACAGGACGAAGGGCAUAAUCUACAGGUUGAAGAAACAAAGAAAAUAUCCAGAUAUUGUCUGAUCGGGGAAGAUUUAUAUCGUAGAGGGUAUGUCACACCGAUGAUGAAAUGUUUAUCCAUGGAAGAAGCAAGUUACGUCUUGCGUGAACUACAUCAUGGCAUAUGUGGCAGACAUACAGGGGGACGAGCACUGAAAGCACGUGUUCUGAGGGCUGGAUUCUUUUGGCCUACAUUAGAACAUGAUUGUUUAUCCUUCUUACAAAAAUGCAUAUCAUGCCAGAAGCACGACAACGUUUUUCACGCCCCGGCGUCAGAAUUACACAACAUAUUCUCCCCUUGGCCGUUCGCCCAGUGGGGUAUGGAUAUAGUGGGAUCAUUCCCGCUCGGUCAAUCUCAAAAGAAGUUUCUCCUGGUUGCUGUAGAUUAUUUCACCAAAUGGGUCGAGGCUGAACCACUGGCCAUAAUCUCCACCGCACAAGUUAAACGAUUCAUAUGGCGUCUCAUAUGCAGAUUCGGCCUACCGAAGACGAUAAUAACAGACAAUGGAAGACAAUUCAUAGAUAAACGGUUACAAAGCUUUUAUAAGGAGUUAGGCAUCACAAGUAUCACAAGUUCGGUGGAACAUCCCCAAACGAACGGUCAAGCUGAAGCAGCGAACAAAAUCAUAGUCAAUGAACUUAAGAAGCGCUUGGGAGAAGCUAAAGGAGGUUGGGUAGACGAAAUCGAUCAUGUUUUGUGGGGUUAUCGCUGUUCCCCACAUGGUUCAACGGGAGAGUCACCGUUCAAUCUGACCUAUGGAACAGACGCCGUGCUACCUGUGGAGGUUGGGGAACCGACCGUAAGAAGACAACUGUCAGAUAUGACGAUCAAUAAUGAACAGCUCAGAAGUAAUUUGGAUGUGAUAGACGAACGGCGUCAUGUACCAGCUAUAAAAAAUGAAGCAUACAAGAGGUUGGUAGCACGAAGGGGAUCUAGUUUGGCGUAA
Molecule: messenger RNA, 2664 nt
Organism: Vigna radiata var. radiata (mung bean)
Lineage: Eukaryota; Viridiplantae; Streptophyta; Magnoliopsida; Fabales; Fabaceae
Exons: 2
Coding region: 1-2664 (887 amino acids)
Biological process (GO): DNA integration
Molecular function (GO): RNA-DNA hybrid ribonuclease activity; nucleic acid binding
Source: RefSeq, a predicted model, not a curated record